AGGUCGCGAGCAAUCAGAGAUCAAACAAAUGAAGAAUGUUGUCCGCCAGCCACUACGGUAUCUUGGAUUUCCACCACUUUAGUUGUGUGUGUGGGGGGGUGCCGCAAAUACCUGUGUGACCUGGAGCGUUGGCAUGUCUGCCGACUACGAGGCUGAGCAUUCCCCUUUUCCGCGGCGUCGAAGUGCUCUGUCGUUCGCAACGACAGUUCCUCCUUCGACUUCAGCCUUUCUGCGACUCACAACACGAGCGCCGACUUUCUCGAGUUCGAAGCUCAUGCCAAAACAGCCGACACCCCGCCGGAAUGCAUCUAGACGGAGACGCGGAGCCUCUAGUAUGGUCGCACACACGGCUGUACGGGUCCAAAAGAGCAGUUGGAGAGUGUCAAAGUGUGGUUGGACAGUUGCGCUAGCGGUGACUGGAUCAUGGUCGUCGAUAAUUUCGACAACUUUGACAGUCUUGACGGAGUCGACUGGCGUCCAGCUAGACACCUUCCAGUACAGCGCGGUGCGAUCCUAUUUACAACAUGCAACGCAAAUCCCGUCGAAAACCUUGCGUAUGUGCCACGUGGCGACGCUGGGGUGGAAGUCCACGUGAUGAAUGACGCGGAAGCAUUGAAGAUGCUCUCCAAUCGCCGAGCCACCGAUGGACUUGACGAUGAGGAAGAUGCUGUCGAGCUGCUGCAAAGGCUGGAGAAAUUGUCCCUGGCAAUCGCACAAGCGGUAGCAUAUAUGCGAGAAACCGGAACGGGUAUCACGGGCUAUUUGAAGCUAUUCAAAGAAUGCGAGCGUAAUCAGCAGCAGCUCAUGAACGAAGCUUUACCAACUGCAAUGGAAGACGGCAAAAGACCCGGAUCGCGCGCGGUGAUGACGACUUGGAUACUCACAAUCGACGAAAUUCAGGAGAAGAGCCCCAAACCUGUGCAACUACUAGAGGCCAUGAGCUUCCUCAACCCGGAUGAAAUACCGAAGGCACUAUUGAGAGAUAUCCCUUUCCUUGGGGACGAAAGCGACAUAGGAUUCAACAAGGCGUUUGCACCGCUCCUCAACUUUUCUCUGAUCUAUCAGCUCGAAUCUUCAAAUUAUCGCUUGCACCGCCUUGUCGGGUUAUGUAUCCGGCAACAGAUGGAUCGGAAAGGCGGACGACGGAGACGGGACCUUUUGGAGGCAGCUACUGUGAACGGUUUGGGUCUACAAUACAAUUUAGGGAUCAUCCUGGGCCAAAAUGGGAAUAUCGCAGGCUCCAUGUGGUUACAGCGGGCACUUAAUGGCUAUGAGAAGACCCUCGGGAAAUAUCAUAUCAGCACUCUCGAUGCUGUCUACGGCACGGCCACAACCAUUGAGAAGCGAGGGGAUAAUAUCAAAGCGUAUGUGGGGUUACAGCGGGCACUUGACGGCAAUGAGGAGAUCCUCGGAAAAGACCAUCGCGGCACUCUCAAUACUGUCCACGGCAUGGCCGUCACUUUUCGUGUGCAAGGGGAUUAUCACACAGCGUUGGUGUCUUUUCAGCGGGCACUUGACGGCUAUGAGACGACCCUCGGAAAGGACCAUCGCGGCACUCUCAAUGCUUUCCACGGCAUGGCCGUUACUUUCUAUUUGCAACGGGAGUAUCACAAAGCGUUGGUGUCGUUUUAA
Molecule: messenger RNA, 1632 nt
Organism: Tricharina praecox
Lineage: Eukaryota; Fungi; Ascomycota; Pezizomycetes; Pezizales; Pyronemataceae
Exons: 2
Coding region: 424-1632 (402 amino acids)
Molecular function (GO): protein binding
Source: RefSeq, a predicted model, not a curated record